Ustilaginoidea virens is the source of this 666-nucleotide messenger RNA. RefSeq lists its product as uncharacterized. Gene Ontology annotation, cellular component: Sec62/Sec63 complex. The record is from RefSeq and is a predicted model, not a curated record. Lineage: Eukaryota; Fungi; Ascomycota; Sordariomycetes; Hypocreales; Clavicipitaceae. The coding region runs from base 1 to 666 and encodes 221 amino acids. The transcript is spliced from 3 exons. Gene Ontology annotation, biological process: post-translational protein targeting to membrane, translocation.
AUGUUCAACGUUGACUGGAAGGGUCUUGCCCUUCCAUUUGCGUACUUGCUAGUGCUCGGCGGAGCACUAAUGACCUUUUCCACCAUCUAUCGCAAGAGAAAGGCCGCCGAAAGCGCCAACCUGGCUCCGUGGUUCGGUCCCAACCUCCAGCGUAAUGUGUACCUCUCUCUCCUGCAUCUGGACUCAGAUGACGGCAAGGAAAAGUCGCCAAAGGUUCCCGAGAGCGUCCUCAAGGCCGCGCUGCUGCGACGCGCUGUUGAAGACAUUGAUCGCUUGAUCCAGAUCAAGUCGGCCAAGCAGGCGUGCAGCUCGCUUCUUCUCAGAGGGAGCGUCGGCGAUGAUUUAUGGCAGAGAUUCCAGCGGGCUGAAAAGGAGAUGGAGGAGGAAUUGCGCGACGUCGUCACAGAGGCCAAUGCUCUCGCACCGAACUGGGGCCCGACCAUAUUCCAAUCCGCGCACGAGAUUGCCGCCAACACCAGACUCCGCGAGCGCCUCAAUGAGAUUGAAGCACAAAAGGAGGCCGAGAAGCAGUGGUGGGAAAAGAGAAGGGGCCAGAUCUCGUCCGACUUUAUGAAGGAACUCAAUGACUCGACAAAGGAAGGGGCUGCCGAGGAAGAUGCCGUAAUAGUGGACACUCCUGCCAAAGGGAAGAAGAGCAAGAAGUGA